Cordyceps fumosorosea ARSEF 2679 is the source of this 1680-nucleotide messenger RNA. Its product is annotated as NAD(P)-binding domain protein. The coding region runs from base 1 to 1680 and encodes 559 amino acids. The transcript has a single exon. NCBI's taxonomy places the organism in Eukaryota, Fungi, Ascomycota, Sordariomycetes, Hypocreales, Cordycipitaceae. The record is from RefSeq and is a predicted model, not a curated record. Gene Ontology annotation, molecular function: nucleotide binding.
AUGGCUAUCAAAGAUACGCUCGCCAAACUCACCAAGAGGGGAUCCAUGAUCAAGAGCCCCCCAUCGCUUGCUACCCCCACCACUGAUGGGAACACGGACGACACCAAUAGAACCAAUGGCACUGCCGCAAAUGGUACGAGGUUAAGAAAAGACGACGAGCCCAUCAACAACGAAAAGUCCGGCAGCUCACCUCGCUUCGUCAUCAUUGGAGCUGGUGCUCGUGGCUACGCUUAUGCCAGCACCAUCCACAAACUCACCAAUGGUGUCGUCGUUGCUGUUGCCGAGCCUCUCAAGUUUAGCCGCGAAAACCUGGGCAGCAAGUUCAUUUGGCAGGGCGAGGAGCCCAAAGAAGGCCAGUCAUUCCCUGGCUGGCGCGAGUACUUGGACUACGAAAUUGCCCGCCGCAAGCGUGUUGCCAAUGGCGAAGAGAAUGUCCCUCCGGGUGCUGAUGGCGCGUUUGUCUGCGUCCAAGAUGCAAUGCACGAGGCCGUCAUUGUCGGAUUGGCUCCUCUGAAUCUACAUAUCAUGUGCGAGAAGCCGCUCUCAACCACGCUUCAGUCCUGUCUCAAGAUGUACCAGGCCCUCAAACCCACCAUGGCCACCAAUGUCUUUUCCAUCGGGCAUGUUCUCCGCUACACUCAGCAUAACAUGCUUUUGAGGAAGCUGAUCGUCGAGGACAAGGUUAUUGGCGACAUUAGCAGUGUUGUACACACCGAACCGGUUGGAUGGUGGCACUUUACUCACUCCUUUGUUCGUGGCAAUUGGAGAAACGAUCAAACUUCCGGACCAUCCCUUUUGACAAAGAGCUGCCAUGAUAUCGACUUCCUUCUUUGGAUGCUUUGCUCUCCCGAGAAAGCUGGCCAGGGAGAGCCUCAUCUUCCCUCGAUGGUUUCUUCCCAGGGUGGUCUCAACUUCUUCAAAAAGACUCGCAAGCCUUCCGCUGCAGGGGAUGCGACCAACUGUAUGAAGUGCCCUCUGGGAGACUCAGGUUGCAAAUACUCGGCCAAGAACCUCUACAUCGGCCCUCAUCGGUAUAGCUUGGAGGGCGGCAACUUGAGCAUGCCCGUCAACAUUGUCGUCCAUGAUAUCGAGGACUACAAGACCAUGGAUGAGAAGAAAGCUGCCAUGACUAAAGCACUCGAGGCGGAUUGGGAUGAGUCCACUCCCAAAGCAGAGGUCGCCGCACGCCAGUGGUAUGGCCGCUGCGUCUUCGAAGCCGACAACAACGUCAACGACGAGCAGUUUGUCACUAUCUCCUUCCCCGAGACCAACAGGCCCGCCAAGCAGGUCACAUUCCACAUGGUCGCGCAGACCAAGAAGAUUUGCGAGCGCUUCACGCACUACUACGGUGACCAAGGCGAGAUUUACGCCGACGGCCACAAGAUCACGGUCGAGAACUUCGCCACCGGCGAGAAGACGGAUCACGACCCCAAGUACGUCGCCGGUGGGCACGGCGGUGGUGAUCAGGGCCUCACGGGCCAGUUUGUCGCCGCCUGCGAUGCCGUGAAGAACAAGGGAUGGGCUGCGGAGAAGGCGCAGAACGAGUUCAUUGGCUGUACGCUUGACGAGGCCCUCCGCAGCCACGCAAUGGUGUUUGCCGCCGAGGAGGCUCGCAAGGAGCAAAAGAUUCUGAACUGGCCGAAAUGGUGGAGUGAGAACGUCGGAGAGGGCUCUAAAUAA